This is a messenger RNA of Culex quinquefasciatus (southern house mosquito), 584 nucleotides long. It is a transcript of the gene Rpb8, whose product is annotated as DNA-directed RNA polymerases I, II, and III subunit RPABC3. Gene Ontology annotation, cellular component: RNA polymerase I complex; RNA polymerase II, core complex; RNA polymerase III complex. Gene Ontology annotation, molecular function: DNA-directed RNA polymerase activity. The record is from RefSeq and is a predicted model, not a curated record. The transcript is spliced from 2 exons. Gene Ontology annotation, biological process: DNA-templated transcription. Lineage: Eukaryota; Metazoa; Arthropoda; Insecta; Diptera; Culicidae. The coding region runs from base 56 to 508 and encodes 150 amino acids.
CAAAAAUCGGCUAACCUCAACCUGCCCACGCUUGUAAACAAAACCACCGUCCAGAAUGUCCGGAAUCCUGUUCGAGGACAUCUUCAACGUGAAGGACAUGGACCCGGAGGGCAAAAAGUUCGACCGAAGCAGCCGGCUGCACUGCGAGUCCGAGUCGUUCAAAAUGGACCUCAUCCUGGACAUCAACUCGUGGCUCUACCCGAUGGAGCUCGGGGACAAGUUCCGGCUGGUGCUGGCCACGACUCUGCACGAGGACGGAACACCCGCCAGUAUGGAGUACAACGCGGCCGAAAUCGAGGGCUCCCGGGCGGACAGUUUUGAGUACGUCAUGUUCGGCAAGGUGUACCGGAUCGAGGGCGAUGACGCGCAAACGGAAUCGGCGAACCGACUGUCGGCGUACGUGUCCUUUGGUGGGCUGUUGAUGCGACUGCAGGGCGAUGCGAACAAUUUGCACGGGUUCGAAAUCGAUCAGCACAUGUAUCUGCUGAUGAAAAAGCUGGCGUUUUAGGCGGCUGCUGCUGCUGCUUCCGGUUCUUUGGUUAAGGUAAUUUUGACUGCGAAUAAAACUGCUAUUACGGUUGAAA